AUGAGCUGCUUUGGUUGUUGUGGCGGUGACGAUUUUCGUAGAGUUGUUGAAACUGGUCCAAAGCCUGUGUACGCGCAGCAGGGUUCGAAAUCCUUGAUUGGUGAGGGCUCUUAUGGAAGAGUGUUUUAUGGUGUUCUUAGAAGCGGUAAGGCAGCUGCCAUUAAGAAACUUGAUUCCAGUAAACAACCGGAUCAAGAGUUUCUCUCCCAGGUAUCAAUGGUUUCGAGAUUGAGACAAGACAAUGUUGUUGCACUUCUGGCUAAUUGCGUUGAUGGACCACUCCGUGUUCUUGCUUAUGAAUUUGCUCCUAAUGGAUCUCUUCAUGAUAUUCUUCAUGGUCCGAAAGGAGUGAGAGGAGCACAGCCAGGUCAUGUUAUGUCGUGGAACCAGCGAAUUAAAAUUGCUGUUGGUGCGGCUAGGGGACUUGAGGGACUUGAGUACUUGCAUGAGAAGGCAAACCCUCAUGUUGUCCACCGAGACAUCAAAUCCAGCAAUGUGCUUUUGUUUGAUGAUGAUGUUGCCAAGAUUUAUGAUUUCGAUCUCUCCAACCAAGACCCUGACAUGGCUGCACGCCUUCACUCAACUCAUGUGCUGGAAACCUUUGGUUAUCAUGCUCCAGAGGAAGCCCUAAUCCAUAAAUACGCGAAGGAAGAUGAUCUCUUCUUCUGCAUUUCUUGA
Messenger RNA from Eruca vesicaria subsp. sativa (arugula), 678 nucleotides. Lineage: Eukaryota; Viridiplantae; Streptophyta; Magnoliopsida; Brassicales; Brassicaceae. The record is from the annotation of a GenBank genome assembly.